CACGCCCUGGCAGCACGCCUUUUACUUAAACGAUCUGCUGCUAUGGGGUCGACCGAGCAUAAAGUUCUUAUUGGCGUAAUUGGCGGAAGCGGGCUGUAUCACCUCGAUAAUCUGACCCCGGUUGAGACGGUCAAUCCUGAAACGCCAUGGGGAUAUCCUUCCUCUCCCCUCACGAUCGCUCAGCUGCCGUCCGGCGGUAAGAUCGCGUUCUUGGCGCGACAUGGUGUCGGACAUCAGCACUCACCCUCGCAUGUUCCCGUACGUGCCAACAUCGCCGCAUUCAAGUCGUUGGGCGUGCGCGUCAUUCUCGCCUUCUCCGCCGUCGGGUCCCUGCGGGAAGAUAUCCACCCUGGUGACUUUGUCGUCCCUUCGCAGAUCAUCGACCGCACCAAGGGCAUCCGACCAAGCACCUACUUUGACGAGGGUGUCGUGGGUCACGCGAUGUUCGGAAAUCCCUUCGACGACGCAUUGAUCAAAGACCUCGUCCCGCUCGUCAAGGAGGCUCUCGCGCCGCAUGAAGUUGGCAACGGAGCUCAGGUCCAUACAGAGAAGUGCGUUGUUUGCAUGGAAGGGCCGGCAUUCUCCACCCGGGCGGAGAGUAACAUGUACCGCAUGUGGGGUGGGGACAUCAUCAAUAUGAGCGUUCUGCCAGAGGCCAAGUUGGCGAGGGAGGCAGAGAUGAGCUAUGCUCUCAUCGCGACAUCGACGGAUUACGAUGCAUGGCGUGUGUCCGAGCACCCCGUCACUGUUGAAGAAGUCGUCAAGACCCUUCACCAGAACGCAAACGCCUCGCGGCAUGUUGCAGCGCACGUGCUCGAGGCUCUUUAUCCGGAUAUUGAGAGCGGCAAGGUUGGAUCGAGCUUCACUGGAACCAUGCAGUUCGCUUGCAUUACGAAGAAGGAUUAUAUUACUAGAGAGGCCGCGGAAAAGCUUUCCUGGGUUUUGCCGUACUUUAGCUAAUGCCAUAGAGGUCGUGCGAGAGGAACCUGGUUUUUAUCAGCUGUAAUAGAAGACAGAAAGCCUGAAUAAAUUUGACAUCAGCGACUUGGCAUAAUCUAGGGGGAUCAUAGGCGCUCGUUCCUCAGUCUGGUCUGCGGGUAGAUGGUUCUCUGUGGUCUGCGUGGAGGAUUUUGGAUGGUAGCGGGCGCCACGUAUAGGGAAAGAUCAAAGCUCCGAUGGCGCAUUUCGUGUGCGAGCAGAAUCGCAGGAUUAACGCGCAGAGCUAUGAACGCUUCCUCACAUCUCGUCAAAGAACGUCAGCCGAGACGUGGGACCGGCAUGCCAAUCUUGUAUGCGUCGCUCUGCAAGCAGACUCAUCGUGCUUUGGUCCGUGCCGAGCAGGGCGGCACCUUGGGAUAGAAGGACAGCAUCGAUAAACAGUUCAUACCAUAGCCCGUGCUUCCUCGAAGUCUCCGUCUCCGUGUGAUUGAUAUAGGUGUAACCCAUCUCUGAUAUACUUCUCCACCAGCCAGGAUCCCGCUCGUCGCUCAUUACGAGGACUCGAUCUGUCUGGACUCCCCUAUUGGACAGGACAGUUCGCAGUUCUUGGACCCGUCGGCUUAGCUGGCGAACUGAGGGAAGACAGC
This is a messenger RNA of Dacryopinax primogenitus, 1586 nucleotides long. RefSeq names its product multicopy enhancer of UAS2. The transcript is spliced from 6 exons. NCBI's taxonomy places the organism in Eukaryota, Fungi, Basidiomycota, Dacrymycetes, Dacrymycetales, Dacrymycetaceae. Gene Ontology annotation, biological process: nucleoside metabolic process. Gene Ontology annotation, molecular function: S-methyl-5-thioadenosine phosphorylase activity. The record is from RefSeq and is a predicted model, not a curated record. Bases 43 to 960 code for a protein of 305 amino acids. Gene Ontology annotation, cellular component: cytosol.